Messenger RNA from Striga hermonthica, 477 nucleotides. The record is from the annotation of a GenBank genome assembly. NCBI's taxonomy places the organism in Eukaryota, Viridiplantae, Streptophyta, Magnoliopsida, Lamiales, Orobanchaceae.
AUGGCAACAAUAUCUCAAUUCUUGAUCAGUAUUUUCAACUCAACCAUCAUUUUCUUCUCAACUCUCUUCCUCGAAUUCGCGGUUUUCGCAUACGAAACGGCCAAGACCUCCGUUCGGAGAAAGUCAACAACCGUUGACCAAUUACUUGAAAUCGUCGGUCAAUGCUUGCCAGAGCACAAAGUCGAGCUCGGGUUUGAGGUUUAUGAUGAGGAGUGUCGAGUGUGCCUAUCGUGCUUCCAAGAAGGGGACAAGGUUCGGGAUUUGAAGUGCGGCCACACGUUUCACAAGGAAUGCAUUGACACGUGGCUACAACGAGAAUCCGCCACGUGUCCAUUGUGUCGUGGGGCAGUCUUACCGCCGGAGAUGGUGGCCGGCCGCCUGAACCACUGCCGGAAUCUUGAGUAUGAUGAUGAUGGUGAUGAGGAGGUAAUGGUGUUGUAUGCAUUACAUGGGAAUUUUUUCAGAUUUUUUUUCUGA